AAUAUUAAUAAAGUUGUGUAAUAAUAAUUUUUUAUACACAAAUAAAUUUUAAAAAUAUACAUAAAUAUUUUUAACUUGAAUUUGAAAUUUAUUACAAAUUAAAAAGAUUACAAUACAAGGACUAGUUUAGUCCUUAUAUUAAAUAUGAUGGCAUUCAUUUUAAGAAAAUACAAUAAAUUACAAUAUUUAUAAAUAGUGGUUUCAACUAAUAAAUAAUAUCUGUUAUUUUUAGUUGUUAAUAUGAACAAAACAAACAUUUCUUAAUCACAAAACAAUUGAAUUUCAACCACAAAUUUAAAUCAUGGUUUUUGUUGAAUACAUAACUCGUAAUGAAAAGAACAUAGAUAAUACAUUACAAUUGAAACAAAAAAAUGGGACUCGAUUUAUUGAGGGAAAUAAGACUGCUGCAAUAACGAUUCAACGACAUUACAGAGGUUAUUAUACAAGACUAUAUUUUUCAAAAUUAAAUGUUGCAGCUAAAAUUAUUCAAAAAUAUUGGAAGGGAUACAUUACUCGAAGGUAUUUCAAUGAUAUAGCAAUAAAAACGUUUGUAUUUAUGUCCAUUGAUUAUUAUAAUAAAGCAGCUACGAUUAUUCAAAAAUAUUUUAAGGGCUAUUAUAUCAGAAAACAUUAUUUGGAUGUAAAGAAAAAUACUAAGUGGAUCAAGGAGAUUCAAAAACAGAAUGAUGAUUGGUCUAAAGUCAUGAAUGAUUAUAAUCAAAAUAUUUGCUCCAAGUUUGAAAUAAUACACAAAGAAAGGGUAAAAUGUUUGAUAAUUGAUAUGGUGUAUAAACAUCAUCCAAUGUUACGGACCACAUUAAGAAAAGGAGUGUUCAGUGGAAAUGGAAACAGUGAUUCAGAAUUUGAAAAACUUGUUCGAUAUAUAUAUGCACAAAUAAAUAAGAAGAAACUUGAAAUAUAAAUAUAUAAUAGCAAAAUUUACCUCUUGAUCAGAAGGAAUCAUUCGUUGAAGAAUUUCAACAUUUUCUAAAGGUACUUGUUUUAAG
Messenger RNA from Metopolophium dirhodum (rose-grain aphid), 1007 nucleotides. RefSeq lists its product as uncharacterized. The transcript is spliced from 2 exons. The record is from RefSeq and is a predicted model, not a curated record. The coding region runs from base 302 to 922 and encodes 206 amino acids. Gene Ontology annotation, biological process: establishment of meiotic spindle localization; spindle organization; mitotic cell cycle. Gene Ontology annotation, molecular function: protein binding. Gene Ontology annotation, cellular component: spindle pole. Lineage: Eukaryota; Metazoa; Arthropoda; Insecta; Hemiptera; Aphididae.